AACAGGAGAUAUGAGAUUAUGAAAGCUAAACAACGAUUGCGUGACACCAACGUUAUAGACUAACUUAUUGUUGGGGAAUAAAAUAAGGAUUCUGAGAAAGAGAGAAAAAAGAAAGCGUAGAGAAAUUGAAGAGUACAAAGUUGAAAAGAUGGCGACAUUACCACAAUUGGAAGAAGAUAAGUUGAAGUUAGUGCAGGAUUUAGAAAUAGAAAUGAUGUCGGACAUGUAUAACCGCAUGACAGCUGCCUGUUUCAGGAAGUGUAUAGCACCAAAGUAUACAGAACCUGAACUAGGCAAAGGGGAAUCGAUAUGUCUAGAUCGUUGUAUUGCUAAAUAUUUAGAAGUUAAUGAACGUAUUGGUAAGAAAUUAUCACAGUUGUCGAUGCAAGAAGCAACACUCACAGAGCAGCCAAAGACAAGUUGAAUCUAUUAUCAAUAAUUACAUUUGAUAGUAUCUUAUCAAAUGAUUUAUAGUCUGUUGUUUUCAAUCUUCAGUUACAACUGUUUACAAGGAUCAGUAACCUAAAUUAAAAUUAAUAACUCUGUAGUAUCAUUUUGUAUUUAAGUUUGUGAAUAAAUUGAAUAUUGACAUGUUAUAAAUUUUAA
This is a messenger RNA of Monomorium pharaonis (pharaoh ant), 606 nucleotides long. It is a transcript of the gene Tim10, whose product is annotated as mitochondrial import inner membrane translocase subunit Tim10. Gene Ontology annotation, biological process: protein insertion into mitochondrial inner membrane. Gene Ontology annotation, cellular component: mitochondrial inner membrane. The coding region runs from base 149 to 424 and encodes 91 amino acids. The transcript has a single exon. NCBI's taxonomy places the organism in Eukaryota, Metazoa, Arthropoda, Insecta, Hymenoptera, Formicidae. The record is from RefSeq and is a predicted model, not a curated record.